CGCUCACUCCACCCACCAAAUUCCGCACACAAUCUAAAGUUCACAAGGACUCUAGAUUAACACUCAUUUUCUCGUUUUCAAAAGAAACGAAAAAGAUUUUAAAUCUGUAACAAAGUCUAUUCACCCCCCCCCCUCUAGACUUUGGAAGAUCAUGAUGGAAGCACACCUCUACGCUCUACAUGAUUGCAUGUGGAUGGUGCUUGAGGAUGGACCCUUGAAAAUUCAAAUGGAGAAUCCUGAGAGGAAUCCAGCAACUCCAGACGUAGUCCAGUACAUUCCAAAGCCCAAGGAAAAAUGGGAUGAUAGAGAUUGCAAAAAGCACAAUCUGGAUAACGUCGCCAAAGCAGCCAUCUUCAAGACACUUGACCCCAUCACCUUCUCCAAAAUUAAGCACCUCAAGACUGCCAUGGAGAUAUGGCAAGGUCUUGAGAAGCUAUGUGAGGGUUCAGAGGACUUGAGAAAGCAGAAGAUAGAAGUCCUGCUUGAGAAGUUCAAAAGCUUCAAAAUGCUUCCUGGAGAAUCAUUUGAUAUGCUGGAUGAAAGAUUCCACAAAAUCUUGAAUGAUCUUGCAUCACUUAACCACGUUCUUUCUCCCAAAGAAAAGAAUCAUGACCAUGAAGUUCUGGAUCUAUCAGACAAGGAUGAAGAAGUCAAUAAAGGAGAUAGAAUGAAGCCCACGGAAUUCAUUCCAUUCAGAAGUCUGCCUCUGAAGAUUUCACAGAGAAAUCCGGAUUCAGACAGUGCUGAGCCAUCCGGAAAUCUUGGCCAGCCUUCCAAUAUUCCGGAUAUUUCAAACGGCAACAAUUCCGGAAAUGGCGACCCAGUGCCAAUCCAUCCGGAAACACCAACAACUUCUGUUCUUCAACUAGAAGCUGAACUAGAUCAACCAGUCAAUCCCAAUCAACACAAUCUUCGUUGGUUAAGGGAUCAUCCUCCUCAACAGAUCAUCGGAGAUAUUCAAUCUGGUGUUCGCACAAGGAGUGCCCAACAGAAUCUAGAA
Molecule: messenger RNA, 1000 nt
Organism: Cuscuta campestris
Lineage: Eukaryota; Viridiplantae; Streptophyta; Magnoliopsida; Solanales; Convolvulaceae
Source: the annotation of a GenBank genome assembly